AUGUCAGCGGAAGAAGCAUACCCGUGGGUCUGUCCGUGUGGCAGACUCAACAAGAAGAGUGCCAACCAGUGUGCCCUUUGCUGGGGCCACUGGUCCAAAGGCACAAAGCACGAUGUGACUCCAAAGGUGGAGUCCUAUGGAGCCAAUGCUCAAUGGGACAGAUGGGAUGGUUGGAAUCAAGAUUGGGGAGGAUGGGAGAAAGACUGGGACGACACGGAAAGUGUUGGUCAUUCCUCAACCUCUUCAAGAGGACGUCAGGUGCAUCAGACAGAAUAUUCCCCAAGGGGUCGGCACAAGGGGAAAGGAAAGGUCAAAGGCAAAGGCAAAAGCAAAUCGAAGAGCGAGCAAACCGCCAGUCCCUUCGGUGCGGGAAAAGGUGGGCCCGCGCCAUUGCCUGCCUGGCCCUCUUGGACCAAUCCAGAGGUGAGUGCAUCGCCUUUUCAAAAUGCCCAAUCCAGCAAAAGCAGCACCAUGCAGGAGAUGGCGGUACAUCUGCGAGCGGCGUACAAAGACUCGGAAGCCCCGGCAGAUGUCCAAGCUUUUCUGGACAAAGCAGACAAGGAGUACAGCCGCAACAAUAUCAAAUCUCUGCAGGCUGCAACGAAGAAUCUCGAUCAUGCUCAGAAAGCCCUCAGAGACGCGGUCAAUGCAAAGAAAGACCAUCGUCUCCAAUGGACAAAACACGUGGGCGAAGGCAUCAAGAUAUGGGAGGCACAGCUGGAAAGUUACAGAGUCCAUCAGGCGACCCUCUCAGAACAUGCCGCAAGAGCACGAUCAGAAAUAGAGACUUCGAGGAGGAUCUUGAAGGAAGUCAGCGAGAACUCAGUCAAGGAAGGGCACCUUGCCAUCCCACAGCCUAUCCAGGAAGAGACGGAGGAUGCGACCACAGACACUGUGGUGGAUGUGGAAGAGCAGAAAUUACGAGAUCAUCUCCAAGGGGUCCUCAAUGCAUGUGCAGGAUCACUUGGACUCCAGGUUGCCUCGACGGAGCAACAGGUGCAAGAGGUAUCAGACGACGACAAGGAGCAGGGUCCGCACAACAAGCGACCACGUUCUGUCGAACCAGCGAAGACUGGCACAGCAGGGGAAAGGACCUAUUUGAGUCCGUUGGCUGCCGUUUGGGAUGCUUGGUCAGUUCUUCGCAUUUCUCAGGACAAAGAAAACCAGGACGUGAUGUCGGCUGUACAGAUUGGCCAGCCUUCUCCACACAAUUUCAAAAAUUCGCCUAUGGACUUGCAGCAAGCUUUCCAGAUGCAGGCCUUCCACGAAGGUCAUGUGCAACAUGAGGAUGGCAAUGAUGAGAUCUUUGGCGAAGGAGUGGAGGAUUCAGACGGUUAUUCUCCUGGUGACACCUCAGGACCUUCUGACGGGCAGUCUCCAAUCCCUGCAGGAGACAGACAGGAUGUCAUUCUUUAUCAUCUUGAUGACAAUCCAAUUCGAGCUUUUAUCAAUUGGAACAGUUACGAGGAGAUGAUUACAGAGAUGGCUCAUCACUAUGGUCUGCGAAGGGAAGAUGUGGAAGACGCCUAUGAGGUGACGGUCUCGCCGCCAGACAUUGGCAAUGAAGUUGUUCCAACGAUUGUGCAUGCAUUCGGUGACAUUCCGCCUGAGAGCACCGACAGGCUGGUUUUGAUCGAUAUUGAGUAUCAUGAAGAUGUGCGUGGCUUGGCCCGAGAUCGCCUUGUUGAGGCUGAUGAGGCUACCAUGAUGCAAACACAUCCUCUGGAAGGUAGCGAUGCAGAGCAUCCAGAUGAAGCCAGGCUUUCUCAGAGCUCAGACUCUGACAAUGCAGUUCAGGAUUGGUUUGUGGACUUGCAAAGGAUUGUUGAGGUGUACUUUCAGCAAUGUGAUGAAGCGUUGCAAAACGAUUUUAUGUUCUCGGUUUACACCUGGUUCAUCGACCAGGAAACUUCCAAGCUAUGUCGUGAACCCAAGAUUGCAAUACUUGGGGACGACCCCCUGGAAUGGAAAGAUGACCUUAUGUUACUGUGGCAAUAUCAUUUGGUCCCCGGGAACUCUGUGCUCAUUGAUUUGGUGCAACCGUUUGCUCAAAGAUCACGGCUAGAAGAACACAUUGCACACAUUAUCCUCACGCAAAGACCUGUAAAUUUGAAUUCAGUCCUCUUUUCCAUGGAAUUUGUCGAUGAGGUUCAGCCCAAUGUUGUGGUGACAUUUGCAGCAGCUGUUCCUCAUGUCUGCAGUGCACGCGACCUUGCAGAUCAUAUCCCUCUAUUCGAUGCAUUUUUCUUGAACAAUCGAAACUGGGUUUAUCCUGAGGUCAACAAUGAUGAGCAGACGAUUGCAACUAAAUUUGGACUUGGAAUCAAAGUGCAGAUUUUUGCCGAUGCACGUGAUGAUGCAGAGGAAAUGUCUGACAACAGUAUUCUGGUUCAAAAAUUCUCUUCUGCCCUCUCUGCCAAUGGUGGCUCCUCCUCCUCCGGUAUGGAAGGACAAGAUGAUCAUGGUGGUUUGAAGACUAUUGGAAAGGACUGUCAAGUACCGAUCUUUGUGAAUUUCAGCUUGACUGAGGAGUUCAUCAGGUAUAUUCAAGCAGUUGGAGCACAAGCUGUGCCAGCUGAUGACAAUGAAUGUUUACUCUGGAUGGGAAACAUUGCAAUCAGGAGUUGCGAGCCGCAAUUGGAGGGGCGGUGUUUCGUAGGUUCAGUUGUCCGUGUCAGACGUGGAAGGCUAGCUUUUCCUCCGGAACACACAGUGCGUGUAGGGUCUGGUGAUGGAAUUGUGAUUGAAGUGCCUCCGACUGCACCGUCUUCAGAUGUCGCUUCUGAUACGCAGAUGAUUAGUUUUCAGGCAGACAGUGACGCGUUGGAACAUCCUGGGUCAUAUGAAGAGACAUUAGGCAGUACGGAGGUUGUGCAUGAUGAGGAUGAAGGUGAUUCGACUCUCUUGUUGCAAUGUCUCAAGAUGGUAGAGAGCAAUAUCGAUAGCUGUGAUUCUGAUGGCGAUGUUGGAAAAGGAUCAGAUCAACAGGCAACUCUGAGGAAUCAUGAAGCCAGUGAUGUAGCAAGCACAAGUCAUGUUGACGUGAGCAAAAGCAGUGAUUCAUCAGUGAAGUGGAUUAGUGAUACAUGCCCAGACUUGGACGCAUCCUACCUCUUCAGAAAGAUUGCUGCUGCGAAUGAGGAUGCACUUGGAAUCGGUGCCGAUUCUCAGCAAGAGAACGAUCUAUUUGCAUUCAACCCCAAUGCGCGGGAAUUUCAGCCCCAAGGUGCUGCCUUGCCUGAAUGGGCUCAAGUGCUGGAAGACAUCUACCAUGUUUGGGAUGUGCACGUCACCCAUUUCACAUGGCUCUUUCGUUUCAUGAACAUCAGUGACGGUGAUGCUAUUGACUUGAUUGUCAAUCGCCAGUUUGUGCCUCAGAAUUGGAACCCUCCUUUCAUUCCUCAUGCUCCGGGGGCUGAAGGGCUGGCAUUGCUGCAGAAGCAAGCGAAGGUCAUUAGACAUCGAAACACAGAUGAUUUGGAGACAUUCGAUAUCCAUGGCUCGCAACCCCGCACAAUUUCCAUUCACGAUGCAUUGGGAAGCGAUGAUGAGGAUGUCGAAGGCAUGCCCUUCACACUCGCUGUGCUUAUCAAUCAACAGCAAGCACAGCAGAAGGCGCUUGUUGCCUGCGUGAUUUAUCACAAGGGUUGUGCCUCCGUCAGGGUUCUCACUUUGCCUCAGAAUGUUAGGACAGACCUGCUUAGAGAUGUUCUUAACAUUGUCCAUGGUACUUUCGUCAGGGUCAAUGGUGUCAUCCAAGGUGUUGUCGUUGCUCUGAGGAAUGGAGAUGUCCUUGAAUACCAUAGUGCCGAGUUUAAAGCUGGUUUUCUCCUUGACAAGAGCUCUACCAAAGUGCAAAUAUGUCUCGAUGCGACAAUCACCUCUCACAGGCCUGUGUUUGACGAUGAUGGUGAUGCAUUUGAGGUGUUGCCAUUUCCAAAUGUGCGUCAGUCCCUGUCACAUGGAGAUGAUUGGAGCUUCUGCAUGAUUCCUGAAGGGACGGAUUUGCACAAGGAAACGUUUGAGGCGCUCCAUCUCCAGCAAGAAGUCUAUGAGGGCUCCAUUUUGGCCCAUGAGCUCUAUGUGGACGGGGCUACGUGCGGAGACUGGUCGGCAUGGGCUGUCAUCGCAGUAGCGGUUACAGAAAAAGGUCGAUUUUUCAAGGGUUGCCUUGGAGAUGUCACAGAAACUGAGAGGCAUUCCCCAAAGUGGAUCGGAGCCAUAGGACAUUCAAAUGUCGAUGCGGAGUUAUCAGCAAUGGCAGUGGCUUCAGCAUUCGCGUCCUUUGGCUCAGCUGACACAUAUUUCGUCAUUAGGCCGGACUUGGCAUUAAGCAAACGGUUCCUUGACAUUGAUUCAACCAGCAGACAGGCCAGCACUCUAGCAAGGGUUGUACAUGUCUUGGGCCAGUCAAAGCCAGACAAUGUCCAGGUAACGGAAGUCAGAGCCCACUGCGGAGACCCGUGGAAUGAAUUAGCUGAUGCAGUUGCAAAAUGGGUUGCCAAGAGAAAGAUUGCUGUUGGGUCCACGGAUUGGAAGAUUUUGCAUCAAAUUGCUGAAACACCGUCGACUCAAAAAUGGGAAUGGCUUCGUUGGCAAAAUGCAGCGUUUGCUAAGACGAUGCCAAAGCUCCAUGGAGAUGCAGUUUGGCAGCCGACAGCUUCGUCAAAAAAGAUUGGGGCCAGCGUUGCAUCAUUGCAACAAUGUCCCAAUACCAAGCAAUUUUCUCUGAGUGUAGCCACGUACAAGGGCUUGGCCCUGGAUGAAAAUGAGGUAUCAUCAGUUACCACGGGCGCACGCUCCCUGAGGCUUGAUUCGCAGUUUCAUGGGCGACAGAUUGCCGUCAUUGGGAUCCAGGAAUCACGCACUGCAGCAGGAAUCCGAUGCACAGAUCAUUACAAGAUCUUCUCCUCUGGCUAUCAGCAGUGUGGACGUUCCAAGCAUUUUGGAUGCGAGCUGUGGGUCAACAAGUUUCUCCCGAUUGCACGAAAAGAUGAUGGGAGUCCGAUCAGGCUAUGUGACUGCAAGGUGACAAUACUGUCGGCAGAUCCCAGAUUGUUGGUUGCGCAACUUGAAGGUCCCAUCCAAAUACGCCUCAUUGUAGCUCAUGCACCGUGUGUUUCUGCCGAACGACCGUUUGAGCAGGUCAAAAAUUGGUGGCAUGAACUUACAGGAAAGAUAGCAAUCAUGAGAGAGAUGAACGUGGUCAUGCUUAUUGAUGCAAAUGCACCCCUGGCGGAGCAUGAAACCCUCUUUUUUGGUAUGCACCACCAUGAAGACAUGAACCCACAGGGUUAUGAAUUCCAAGAGUUCUUGAUUGCAAAUGAGCUAUACGUGCCCUCGACGUUUGCAGGUCAUGUGGGGCCCUCUGCCACCUGGCAUCACCCAAGAGGAGGUCAGCUGCGCAGAGAUUACGUUCUGCUCAGCAAGUCAAUGUAUACUAUGUGCGUGAAAUCCCAGAUCUGGAGGGACUUCGAUGGAGGGUUUGGCCAUCUUGAUCACUGUCCAGCAAUAUGUCAUUUGGAAGGAGUUUUGCUUUUUCAGUCGCAAUUGAGGAAACUCAAAUGGGACUAUGACAAGCUUCACGACCCAGCUGCACAGAAAGAGUUUGCGGAAGCCCUCAAGACACUGCCAUUGCCUUCAUGGGAAGUCUCUGUUGACGAUCACUCUACCAUAUUGGAAUCGAAUAUUUUGCAGCUUGCCACACAACACUUUGGAUCCUCCAAACGUGAGCGGGUCCGACCUACAUUGAGUGGAAGUACGAUUGCUGGUAUUCAGUUGAAGCGACAGGCUCUGGACAUGGCCAGGUCGCAAGGUUUCCAGGAUGAGAGCCUUGUCGCCGAGCUCAAGUGUCUAGAAAAAGUGGUGAGGUCAAUGGUAUUGGCUGAUCAGAAAAAGUGGUACGCUGACUGGCUGGACUCAAUCAACGAUGACUGGGCUCAACAUGAUGUUGCUCUGGUCUAUAAGAAACUGCAACGCUUGGGACGUAGGAAAAAGGACUUGAGCAAAGGCCCCAGACCUUUACCUAGGUUGAAAACUUCUGAACAGGGUUUUGCCACCACCUUUGAGGAGUGUCAGCAAGUCUGGAAAAAGCAAUUUGCAGUUAUUGAGGCCGGUAUUGAUGCGACAGAGUUGCAGUUGGCACAGUUGCAUGAGGGUGGGCACUUUGAUGCUCGACCCGACCCUAUUAGCUGCCCAGAUCCUUGCCAGAUCUUGGCUCUGAUUCGCAAGUUCAAGAAUGGAAAAGUACCAGGACCGGGACUGCUCCCGGUUGAUGUAAUCAAAAGUGGGGGUUAUGAGAUGGCCCAAAUCCUUACACCUCUUCUCACAAAGGCUGUUUGGCAUAUGAGGGAGCCACUCAGCUGGAAGGGUGGUCUCCUUGUACCAUUGUUCAAGGGCAAGGGAUCGCCAGCAGUGCCCUCUGCAUACAGGUCUAUCUUCCUCUCUGACAUCUGCGCCAAGAUUCACCAUGGGGAUGUGAGACAAAGGUUAGCAGAGGUCUGGAACAAAGAUGCGUCGCUGAUUCAGCUUGGGGGCAGAAAAGGGUGUUCUACGGAUGUCGCUCAUCAUCUGUUGCACGCACACCUGGCUUGGGCACGGGCAGCAAACAUUUCAUGUGCAAUUUUGUUUGUUGACCUUCAAUCAGCGUUUUAUUCUGUCUUGCGGUCCUCUUUCUUUCAAGGUGAAUUCCAUGAUGAUGCAAUCUGCUAUGCAAUGAAGCAGUUGGGGAUUACUCCAGAUGAGUGGCAGGAGAUCAGAUCAGCAGUUGCCUCUGAUGAUGCAACAAAGGGUCUGGGACCGCAUCAGGUUGGAAUUCUGAAAGACAUGUUUUCAGCCACACACUUCUCAAUGCAGGGGCUUGAGGGACGCACGGCUACAAUGCGUGGAACGAGACCAGGUGACCCUGUGGCAGAUAUCCUGUUCAACAUGGUUUUCAGGUUGGUUGUACUGGAUGCCAGGACCAAGAUUGAGGCAUCCACACAAAUGAGUUGCUUUGGUUCACCCAAACAAGCUGUUGAUGUCUCAGAGCAGUCACCGGUCCCAGAGCGAGGCUUUGCAGAGGUGACAUUUGUGGAUGACAUUGCUUAUGCACUGCACUCGGCAUCACCUGAUGAUGUGAUUAGCUCCCUACAACUGGUUGCUUCUCGCCUACAUGAUUCAGCGGCUUCUCGUGGUCUCACAAUCAACUAUAGUGUUGGCAAAACUGAAGCUCUUAUCAAGUUGGCAGGACCGGGGUCAAGGUCCACGAGGCACAAGAUGUGGCACACGCAUGGAGGUAAAUUGCCAAUAGUUACUGAACAUGGUGUCCACUCUCUCCAGUUAGUGCACUCAUAUAAGCACCUUGGGUCGUACAUGCAGGAUCAUGCGGUAGUCCAGAAAGACAUUUGUUACCGCACUGCCCAGGCCCGGAAAGCCUUUGGCCAGCUGCAUAGGCAGUUUUAUGGGAAGAGAAAUGUUCAUGACCGUACCAAGAGUGUAGUGUUUGCAGCGCUGGUGAUGUCACGCCACACCUACAAUGCACACACGUGGGCGUGGGUGACGGAGAAGGACAUAGCUCAUUGGGAGAAUGGCAUUAGAUCGCAGGUAGCAGCUCUUGCCAAGAAUACCCUUCGUUCUGUUCCUUCAUUUCACUUUUCCACGUCUGAAAUAUGUGCGUUGAUUGGACUCAACGGGCCAAAAGAACUGCUGCAUGCCAACCGAUUGAGAUAUGUGAAAAGAGCCAUUCAAUCUGCGCCUGCGGCACUCUGGGCACUUUUACAUGCCAACAAUCAUGAAAAUUCCUGGCUGGUAUGGCUGAAGAAUUCAUUUUGCUGGCUACGUGAACAUUUGCCCCGUACAGUGCUUCCUGAGUUUUGUGAUGUAGGUGAAAUGCUCACGUUCAUCGCUAUUGAUGAGAAAUGGAAAGGAAAAGUCAAAGCAGCGCUCAAGUCAUGUUUGCGUGUUACGGCUGCAAAUGCUGAAGGCAAGUUGUGGACCUACAGAAUGCAGACACGUGUUUCUCAAUUUGCCAAGUUGCCGGACAUCCGUCCACCUGCAGAUGAGGGUCAAUGGAAAUGCAACCUUUGCGCGGCCAGCUUUGGCUCCAAAAAGGCCCUGGCAGUACAUGCCAGGCACAAACAUCAGUACAGAACCAUGCUAAAGUACUAUGUCCUAGGGGAUGAGUGCCUGGCAUGCGGAAAGAAGUUUUUCAGUCGGGUUCGGCUACUGGCGCAUGUUGGAGCUUCACAGACUUGCAAAGAUGCGUAUUAUGCUUGUUUUGUGCCGGCUGCGGAGGAGGUAGUUGAAAAGAUUGAAGAUGAUGAAAGAGAACAAGCAAGGGCCCUCCGUGCCCAAGGAUGGAAGGCCUCCAAGGCAUUUCUCCCAGUUACGCGCAUCAGUGGACCUCUCCUUCCCGGAAGUGGAACGGAGGGUGCAGCCAGCAUGAAAGCGCGCUGGAGCGUGAGAGUUUCAGAAACUGGUCGAGCGUUCUAUGGCUUGGAUGGUUAUUGUGAGCAACCGCUGGAGCCUUCGAACCAAGGCGCCGAAAUUUUGCCGUUCCUCCUCCAGACAAAUGGGGGAAAAGUGUCAGGUGAGGCGAGGAUUUAUGAGCAGUUUGGCUUAGCGGCAGAAGCUGCCAAGCUGCAUAUCACUUGUUUCAUUUUUGUGCACUUUUUCAGCGGGUACAGGAGGAAAGGCGAUUUGCAACACUGCAUUGAAAGUCAUGAGAUCGUAGGCACUCAACAGAUCUUCUGUAUAUCAGUUGACCUAUGUUUGGCGAAACAGUUCUCAGACCUUACUGAUGCAGACACGAAGGAGUUUUGGAUCAAGAAAAUGCGACAAGGGCAAAUUCUGGGAGUUGGCGGCGGACCAAGCUGCGAAACUUGGUCAGCAGCACGCCAUAUGCCGGAUGGGCCAUCUCCGUUGAGAUCCUAUGACUCCCCGUGGGGAAUAGCAGGGCUCACGCGAAAGCAAUGGGAUCAAGUAUAUACUGGCACGAAGUUGAUCCAGUUCUUGAUCGACCUCUUGGUGAUUGCGUCACAACUUGGACUAUGUGGCUUCUUCGAGCAUCCACAAUUUCCAGUUUGGUUGAUGAAGAUCAGACCGGCAUCAGUUUGGACGCUGCAAGCAAUGAGAACGCUGGCUCGGUUGGAAUGUGUGCAGAUAUGUUCCUUCGAUCAGUGCGUAUAUGGAUUGGACGCUACCAAGCCGACAACCUUGUUGCUGCUGAGACUUUCCACUUUCAAGGAUGUGACCUUCACCAGGGGACUCAGAGGACGUUGCCCACAUAGGCAUCAGCAUGUGCCUUUGCAAGGAAUUCGUCAGGAUGGCUCUUUUUCUACGGCCCGUGCCAAAGUGUAUCCAGAGGCAAUGAAUCGAGCCAUCGCAGUUGCCAUUUCCUGGUUUUUGACUGAGAGACAACUCAGCAGUAGUUUGUCCAUGUUACCAAUGGAUUUGCAACAGUUAAAUUCGACCGAAUUCACCGAUGAAUCCAUUGUGCAGCCGGAUUACCAUCGCUGA
Molecule: messenger RNA, 9498 nt
Organism: Cladocopium goreaui
Lineage: Eukaryota; Dinophyceae; Suessiales; Symbiodiniaceae
Source: the annotation of a GenBank genome assembly